UCAUUUGCAAGUCAAGAAGCUCGAGGGAUUGAUGCUAUUGAUGCUGGUCGUGCGUGCUGCGAGCACCUGGCCGGAACUUGGGACGGCGAGCAUGUUGAACCUGAAACCACCGCCGAGCUUGAAAGGGCGCAGCCCAAAACGGAGUCGGGGCUUUCUUGCCAGAAUCCAACAGCGGGACGUCGAAGCGCUCGCGACAGAAGCAACCUAGCAAAUAACGAUGGACGAUGGCAUGACUGCGAGUGAGCUGCGGCAGCGCUACGAGCGCGGAGGCAGCGUGCGCGACUGCGACCUCAGUGCGGCCCAGCUGCGCUCAAGAUACGCCAUCCCCGGGAACACCUUCAAAGAGAAGCAAUCCGACUCGAAUCCCAUGAUGAUCAUUGCGGCCGUGGUUCUGCUGGUUAUUCUCGCCGGAGGUGCUUAUGCGUUCACGGCGCAGUAACUUUGCGCACUCAGUGACACGAAAGUAUAUUGCCCGCACCAGCGAACGAUGCUCGCAAAGCAGAUUAAUAUAAUGGCUGGGGAGUUCUGACACUUUCGCAUCGAAGUCAGAAUCGCA
Molecule: messenger RNA, 556 nt
Organism: Phytophthora sojae
Lineage: Eukaryota; Oomycota; Peronosporomycetes; Peronosporales; Peronosporaceae
Exons: 2
Coding region: 218-439 (73 amino acids)
Source: RefSeq, a predicted model, not a curated record